UCUUCCACAUGGGUAUCCAGCAUUGCGCCUCGAUCGCGAUCACAUAAUUUUAAAGAUCGUUCAAGGUAAUUUCGCGCUUUAGAGCUUUUGUGUAAAAUUGCUUGGCUCCCAUUUGCGUGGCCACAACAUUUCACGAGAGACUUUUUUUCUGCGAAUUUUAAUUUUAGUUUCAAUGCAGUCAUGACAGAAGUCGGGAAUGUGCUGAAGAUCGGUGUUUUCGGCUUGGCUAUCCUUGCCGUUUUAGGUGAUUUGUGUGAACCACAGGACGUUGAGAGUGUUGAGGUGAUUUGCCGGAAUGUGGAUUCAAUGGUGAAAGUAUCGAAGGAAUUGCAACCAACAUGGAGGAAGGUGAUCAUUGUGAAUGAUCGUCAAAGUUCAUUCACAAAUGCCGAGCAUGAAUCACCGAAUUUACGCUUCAUUGAGUACCUGGAUCUCUCCAAAGCCGGCGAACUUAUUAUCUCUGAUCACGGAUUUAGGGAUUUCUACUCACUCAGAACACUCGACAUUAGCAACACGGGUAUCCCUGCACUCAAGAGCAAUUGGUUUGAAAGAGAAAAUCUCAUUGCGAAACUCAUUGCUUCGGGAAAUUCCCUUCAAGAGCUACGAAAGGAUAAUGUGAAGAUCCUUUCUAAUGUUGUCAGCAUGGAUUUCAGUAGAAAUGAAAUAAAUUCCGUGGAAAAGAAUGCUUUUGCCACACUCCCGAUGCUUGAACAGUUAAAUUUUAACCUUAAUCAACUUCCUGAUUUGAAUCUCGGAGAAAUUCCUAAUCUCAAAUCUCUCACAGCCAUGGAUAAUUCCCUGGAUAAGCUAACAACUGGCGCAUUGGGUCAAAUGCCAAUGCUUCAAACAUUAAAUGUUGCUCAGAAUUUCAUCAAAACCAUCGAUCCUCGAUCCUUUGAGGGACUUACGUAUCUCAGAGUUCUCAAUCUAUCCGGAAACAGCAUUAAAACCAUCUUCCCGGAAAUCUUUAUGGGACUCUCCCGCGUUAGACUGAUGGAAUUAGACUUGAGCAAGAAUGACAUUGAGAAGAUUGAACCAAAUGGAUUUUCAGAGCUUAAGCUCCUUCGUUCCCUCAAUAUAUCACAGAACUCACUAACUUCCCUCUCACCGGAGAACUUUGAGGGAAUGCGCGGGCUACGGAAGCUCUUCCUCAAUACCAACGACAUCAUGAAUAUUCAACCAAGAACAUUCAGCACAAUGCCUCUUCUGGAAAUUCUCGAAAUCUCCGACAAUCACCUCCUAACGCUAAGUGAGGAAAUGUUCAGAGAAGGACUUCCACGGCUACGGAAGCUAAUGCUACAGCGAAAUAACAUUGCAACACUCCAACCGAGAACUUUUGAGCUCACCCCCAAUCUGGACUACCUAAGUUUGGCACAGAAUGAAAUUGAGGAAAUGCCACGAGAGGUUUUUGCGCCACUGAAAAAGCUAAAGAAGCUCCAUUUGGCACACAAUCACCUCGAGGAAUUCCUGCCUGAGCAUCUGAACCCUCUAGGACGCCUGGAAUCACUCCUAAUGGACUACAAUCGGCUAACUUUUAUUCCCAACAUCGAAAAUACCUUCCCAACGUUGCAGUACGUUUCCAUUGAGGGAAAUCCUUGGCAGUGUCCUUGCUUCAAUCAGCUUGUCCAGUGGCUAGCUAAUCGUCGCAUAGAAUACCGCAGAAAGACCCUCUUUGAUGGACAACGUCCUGUUUGUGUUGUAACAGGAGUGGAAUUUUGUGUUAAGAACAUUACAAUUGUACGAAAAUACGGCAUAAUGGAGCAAUUUGAGAAAGGACUGUGAUAAAAGGAUUUUCCUUUUAAAAUUCAUUUUUUGACAUUUUCUCUUAAAGAUUUCUCGAGAGUUUUGUUCGUUUUCAUUAAAUAAAUUAAAAAAAUAAA
Molecule: messenger RNA, 1880 nt
Organism: Lutzomyia longipalpis
Lineage: Eukaryota; Metazoa; Arthropoda; Insecta; Diptera; Psychodidae
Product: insulin-like growth factor-binding protein complex acid labile subunit
Exons: 2
Coding region: 181-1782 (533 amino acids)
Molecular function (GO): protein binding
Source: RefSeq, a predicted model, not a curated record